AAAUAAUAAUAAUAAUAAACCGGUCUCCAUCGCAAUUCCGAGCCCCGCCGUCUGCUUCUUCUCGCUGCAAGACACCCUGCACUCAAAUUUAAACACACACACAACGCAGAGCUACGCAGGGUUUGUGGAGAGGCGCCCCACCGGAGCAGAGGCGCAGAACGUAUUGUCUGCCAAAAGCAACCGAUUGACAACAUCCAUCGCCGAUUUAAACAGACUUCUGUGGCUGUACUAUAAGGACACUUUAAAACACUUCAGACACCGAGGUGAAGACGAGCACAUACUGGCCGAGCUGCCGUGGUCCCACUCAGGUCAUUUACUGUCUCCAUUGGUCCAGGCCAUAUUCAGCCGAAACACAGAAGACGUGACAUUUUUGUUAGACCACAAAGAAGAUGUCAAUUCACUGGACCAAGAACAAAGCACACCACUUCAUGCUGCUGCUUAUCUGGGUGAUGUCCAUGUUAUGGACCUCCUUAUUAGUGCAGGUGCAAAUAUAAAUGCUAAGGACCAGGGGUUGCUGACUCCUCUACAUCGAGCAGCUGCCUCACGAAAUGAAAGGGCUGUGGAGCUGCUGCUAAAGCACAGUGUGGAGGUAAACACACGGGACAAAUUCUGGCAUACACCCCUACACAUGGCAGCUGCCAACUGGGCGACAGGCUGCGCUGAAGCCUUGUUACCGCAUGUUUGCAGCCUGGAUAUUACUGACAGGUCAGGAAGGACACCUCUACAUCAUGCAGCACACAGCGGCCACGGAGAGAUGGUGAACUUGUUCCUCAGUAAAGGUGCCAACGUGAGUGCCAAAGAUAAAAAGGAGAGACAGCCAAUCCACUGGGCUGCAUACCUCGGACAUGUGGAGGUCAUGAAGCUGCUGGUGUCGCACAGUGCAGAUGUGACUUCCAAGGACAAACGUGGUUACACUCCACUACAUGCUGCAGCGGCCGGUGGACAGUUAGACGUGGUCAGAUAUCUGCUGAGACUCGGGAUGGAGAUUGAUGAACCCAACCUUUUUGGGAACACGGCGCUCCACAUGGCCUGCCACACAGGGCAGGACACUGUAGCCACUGAACUCGUGAACUGCGGCGCAAACAUCAACCAGCCCAACUACCAUGGCAACACACCGCUGCAUCUGGCUGCCGGCUCCUCCAGCGGGGUGCUGUGUCUGGAGCUGCUCGUCAACAAUGGUGCUGAUGUCAACAUGCAGAAUACAGAAGGGAAGAGCCCUUUACAUAUGGCAGCGAUGUACGGACGCUUCACAGGCUCCCAGAUUCUGAUCCAAAAUGGUGGAGAGGUUGACUGUGUUGACAUGAAUGGAAACACUCCUCUUCAUGUUGCUGCCAGAUAUGGUCAGGAGUUACUUAUCAGUACUCUGCUGACAAAUGGUGCUGACAAAAGCAGACAGGGGAUUCAUGGGAUGUUACCUCUCCAUUUAGCAGCACUCUACGGCUUUCCAGACUGUUGUCGCAAGUUACUGUCUAACGGCCAGUUUUACAACCUCAUGCCAUCUAUGAUGAGUGGAGAAAUGCCACCAGUGGGGUUUGAUAUAAACAUCGUAGAUGACCACGGGAGGACCUGCCUGCAUGCCGCUGCCUCUGGAGGGAAUGUUGAGUGUCUCAAUUUGCUAUUAAACAGUGGUGCUGAGCUGGAUAUGAAGGACAGUUUGGGAAGAUCUCCUCUGCAUUAUGCUGCAGCAAACGGGAACAGCCAGUGCACGAUUUCCCUGGUGAGAGCAGGUGCAGAGGCCAAUGAGCUGGACCUGACGGGCUGCAGCCCUCUGCACUACGCUGCUGCUUCACACACCUUCUGUGGAGGUGGGACAAACUCUCAGCCAGACUUCAUUAUGGAAAAGGAACAAGAAGCCUCUUUGUGUUUAGAUUACUUGCUUGACAAUGGGGCGAACCCAACUCUGAAGAACAGCAAAGGUUACAGCGCCGUCCACUAUGCAGCAGCUUAUGGGAACAAACAGCAUCUAGAACUGCUCUUGGAGAUUUCUUUCAACUGCCUCGAAGAGGUUGAAAGUAACAUUCCAGUCAGUCCUUUGCACUUAGCUGCGUAUUAUGGUCACUGUGAGGCGCUGCGUUUACUUUGUGAGACAUUAGUGAGUCUGGAUGUGCGGGACAUCGAAGGCCAAACCGCCCUCCACCUGGCUGCUCAGAAAGGCUUUUCUACGUGUGUGGAGGUUCUGCUGAAGCAUCAAGCCUCCUACACACUGAAAGAACACAAGCACAAGUGGACGCCUCUUCACGCUGCAGCUGCCGAGGGCCAAGUGGACUGUCUGCUGUUAUUGGUCAACAGGGAACAAAGUGCUGACGUCAUUGACAGUCAGGACACACGUGGACAGACGGCUCUCAUGCUGGCAGCUCUGGGACGUCACACCGACUGCGUCCACAUCCUGUUGGAGAAAAAGGCGAAGGCCGAUGCUGCUGACAAACACGGCUUCACUGCCUUACACAGAGCUGCCACGUUGGGCAGUGAGGACUGUGUAUCAGCUCUGUUGGAACAUGGAGCUUCAGCUCUGUGUCGAGACUCUCAGGGAAGAACUCCACUGCACCUCGCUGCGUCCCGCGGCCACACAGAACUGCUCCACACUUUGCUAACGGCUGCUAAGAAAGCUGACCCUCUGGACUCCAUGCUGGACCACAGGGGCUACACACCCACCCACUGGGCUGCUUACCACGGGCAUGAAGGAUGUUUACACAUAUUACUUGAAAACAAAGUUUUUAGCAACCAGGAGGGAAAUUUAUUCACUCCACUGCACUGUGCUUUAGUUAAUGGACAUGAUGUUGCUGCAGGACUUCUAGUGAAGACUGUUGGCUCUCAAAGUGUCAACAUCAGUGAUGCCAAAGGAAGGACUCCACUGCAUGCAGCUGCUUAUUCAGGAAACGUUGCUGGGCUCCAGCUGGUCCUGGCCCAGAGAGCAGAGGUUAACGCUGUGGACCACAGUGGAUGCUCUGCUCUAAUGGUUGCUGCUGACUGUGGACAGACCAUGGCUGUUGAAUUCUUGCUGCACAAUGCGAAGCCAGACCUGACCCUGGUGGAUGUCAAUAAUAACACAGCCCUUCACUUAGCCUGCAGCAAGGGUCAUGAAAUGUGUGCUCUGUUGAUCCUGGGAGAAAUAACUGACUCCUCUCUCAUCAAUGCAAGAAACACCGCUCUCCAAAUGCCUCUUCACAUUGCAGCAAGAAAAGGCCUGGCGACUGUCGUGCAGGUGUUACUGAGCAGAGGAGCAGCGGUAAUGGCUGUAGAUGAGGAAGGACACACACCAGCUUUGGCCUGUGCACCGAACAAAAACGUAGCAGACUGUCUGGCCUUGAUCCUCUCCACCAUGAAGCCUUUCCCUCCCAGAGAGGCUGGCACCGGCCCAACCACCAACUUCUGCCCCAUCCUGAAGAACUGUGGCAUCGCUGCCACCUGCGGGUCCAGCGGAAACCUGUGUCACGCCUAAAUCAACGACCGCACAGAUACCGUAGGCCUGACAGAGGAAAGUUUCAUCCCAGUAUAGCUAAAAGGCACCACACACAUAAAAGCCUCCAUGAACAUGUGUGGUCAUACAUAGCUUCUUCUCUCGUGUCGUGACAUUUCUACACGUGUGUCAUGCAGCUGAACAUACAGCGUAUACUCAUGUCCCAGUAGCAGCGACUGCCUCUCUUAAAUCUAGUCUUACCCCUUACUAAUAAUAGCAGACCUCUUAGAUUAUCUUCUCUUUUGUGUGUUAUUUUCAUGAACUAUUACCCUUUAGAAAUGAAUGGAAGGUUUAACGUGAGCACACUACACAAGCCUCCCCAGCUGAACCCCGUCCACUGUCAGUAUUGGCUUAUUUUUUUAACUCUUUAACCACCAAAGCCCGAAAUCUCCACAUUGGUCCUCAGCUGAUACAAAUGCAAGAAUGCUCGGUUGUUUGUUGUGUGUGUUUGAUUUUACGUGUGUGUGUGUCUGUCAGUGUUAUUUUGCAUAUUAGACACUGCUUCUUAAUUUACUUGUUUAAAAUAUCUAACAGGUACUGUAAGCCUUUUAUGCAAUCAGUAAGACUCUAUUUUCUUAUCCUGCACAGGGUGUAGCACACACUACACUGAUAUAAGUAACCUUAUUAUUCUAAUAAUAUCAUGAUUUACAUUUCACGUUAACAGUUACAAGCAUGUCAAUAGAUUUAAAGAUAUAGUUUACAGAGUGUAGUGUAUAUAUAGUUCUUAAUAUGAAGUUAACCUUUUACUCGUAUUAUCUUGAAAUACCCAAAUUAUUGAUAAUUAACCUCAGGUCAGCGUGUACUGUACUGUAGGUGCAAUAACGAGCACAUCUUGAGCUGGAUGAUACAAACUAAGUGUAAAGUAUGAGAGAAGUAUUUUAUAUCAAUAAAAUAAGCCACAAAGAAAAGGGUUUAAGACUUAAAUGUCUUGUAUGUUGCUAUGAACAGUUUGAAAGCACAGGAAAGAAAAUCUUUCAGGCUUCAAGCAUAAAAGUCUUGUGUAAUUUGAAAAUGUGACAUUUCACCAUAUUUGCAGCUAAAUGUUAACUAGCUUUAUGAUUAAUUGGUGGAUUUUUUUUUUUAAUUGAUGGUUAAUGUGCAAAAGCCCACAUUAUCAUUUUUCUGAAUAGAAGUUAGAAACCCAAAGAUGACUCAUACAUUCUAUCACACCAAAAAAAGCUGAAAAUCUUUCAUUUGAGAACCUUAAACUAAAAUUUUUAGUUUUUCAAAAUUCUUAUUACAUUUUUAGGUUGACUGAGCAGUAAAUUGUUCCAACACUACAUUUGUUGUGCGGACGAUUAAAUAAAAGAGUCACAAUGUCUUUAAAACACUACAUUAAGUGACUAUUUAGAAUUAGGGUUUGUUAUUCUUUGUGAUUUUCUAUGUAAGUUCUUUGUUUAGUGGUCCAGUGGAAAAAUCCCCAAAGUUGAAGCUGUUUAUUUGGGUAUCCAGUACUUAUUGACAUUCAAUAAAUUUAGUCCUAUUAAACAUUUGAAAUGUUUUAUGAUCAAAAUAAGUAAAAUUGGCAGAGUUCGACACCAUUGAUUUUAACUUGAUGAGCAUAUAUGUACUGGUACUAACAUGUCACUGCCUUUCUCUUUAAACAUCAAGUGUUUGUAAAUGGUGCUGUGCAUUAAAUGUUUACCCUUUUUAUAAUUUCAAAGUUACAUACAGCCUUUGCCCCUUUCCUAAUCCCCUGUCUGUUUAAACUAUUUGCACUCUGACAUUAAAAGUUUACAUUUUACAGCAGGGUAUCCUUCUUAGACUUAUGCAAUUAUUAUUUUAAAUUUGAAAGUUUUUGAAAGUUAACACUAGAAGUGAACUCUUCUUCUCCCUUGUUUCAAUUGGAAUAAACGGGAAAAAUGUUUCACUUUUCUACACACAAGCUGCAGUCAAAUGUGAACAAUGUUUGUCUUCAGGAACUGUUCUAUUGCAACGUUUCAUGUGAACAAACUGUCUUCCAUACAUCUUGCUGAGAUUUCAGGGUGUGUUAACUACAAUACUCUGAGUGGUUUAGUUGUUGUUGGCAUUAAUAUGAAAGAAAAUAAAUAAAUCAUUACCAUCUAA
Messenger RNA from Amphiprion ocellaris (clown anemonefish), 5524 nucleotides. RefSeq names its product serine/threonine-protein phosphatase 6 regulatory ankyrin repeat subunit C-like. Lineage: Eukaryota; Metazoa; Chordata; Actinopteri; Pomacentridae. The transcript is spliced from 29 exons. Gene Ontology annotation, molecular function: protein binding. The record is from RefSeq and is a predicted model, not a curated record. Bases 461 to 3439 code for a protein of 992 amino acids.